ACCGGGAAAACUUUACCAGCCUCUAUAGUGAAAUCGUUUCCCGCUCAAGUUUCUGUGUAGUGUAGCGUACCAGCGUGCAUAAUGACCGUGUAUUGUGUAACCUAAUCGCGAGGUUCACGGAUUACAUGGAAGUUUAUUUUUGAUUAUGAUAUCUCACGACAAGACAAUUAUUGAAGAAUUAUUGAAGAAAACUAAAUUUUGAAAUGUGAAUAUCAUCUCUUAACUCUUUGUCUAUGAUUUUAAAAACUGGAGUGGCAUAGUUAUGGCCACUGUCCACUAUGUUUAAUAUUGUCUCUUAAACUAAUUUAUCCGUUGACUUUCGUAUCUCAAACUUCCAUUAAUCAUAAUUCCGUCACAAUAACUGAUCAAUUUAUGUAAUUUUAUAUUACAUACUAGUAAUUUUGUCUACAUUGAUCACCGCUUACACAACAAAACAGCCAGUAUGUCGAGUUUUUCUUCAUCUGUGAACGAAUCGAGUUCUGAGGAGGAAUUUCAAUUAUUUAAAACCCAACUGAAAAAGGUUCAAGAUUUUAUCGAAGAAUGCAACAACAAAAUUGUCAACAAGACAUUAUGUGCAAAUGAUUUAUCUCUCAUGAAGAUAGAAAUGAAAUACUUGACAGAACUUGAGCAGCAAGUGACUUCAGAAAAAAUGAAGUCCAGUUAUGUGUUGUACAAAACCUUAUCUUUGAAAAUGGUACAAGAAUCUUAUCGUAUAUGUAGCUGGCUAAUAGAAAAGCAAUGCAGUGAAAUGGAUAAUAUGUUUGAUAUAGAUACAUAUGUUAUUAAAAUAAUUGAAGCAUGUGAUGAUAAAGAAGAUCCUUUAAGCCACAUAGACACUAUAUUCAACGGUGCUUUUAAAAAUAUAAAUUGUUUUAAUUUAAAUUUCUACGGGAAUAUUAAAUCGGAAGAAUCUGCUGAAACCCAAGUAAUAACACAAUCAAGGAAAGAAUACAGAAAAUCUCAAAAAAGACCUUUAGAAGAUCAAGUGGUUCCCGUUGAAGUAGGUAGUGAUACUGGUGACAACGAAUUACAAAUAACUUUAUCAAAAGUUAAACACUGUUUGAAAAAAGCUUUAAUAAAUAAUCAAGGGAAUCCAAUAUCAUUCUAUGCAUUUGCUAUUGAUCCAUUUAGCUUGACAUUUACAAUAGAAAAUUUAUUUCAUUUGGCUACAUUAGUAAAAGAUCAUUUUGUCGAAAUAAAAAGAAUUUCAGAUGGUGAAAAUUAUGAAUUUUCAACUAUAACAUUAGCCAAAAAAAGAAAUACAAAUGAUAAACCCAAAACUGAUGAUAAUAUAUCUUCUUUAUUCACAAUGAACUAUGAACUAUGGCAGUAUUAUGUCAAAAAAUUUCAUAUAACUGAACGAAUGAUCAAACAAGAUGGUGAUGAUUAACUAUUUAAAAUGAUUAUAAAAAUAUAUUGAUGAUUUUCUACAAAA
Melanaphis sacchari is the source of this 1435-nucleotide messenger RNA. RefSeq names its product EP300-interacting inhibitor of differentiation 3-like. The coding region runs from base 443 to 1390 and encodes 315 amino acids. Gene Ontology annotation, biological process: DNA repair. The record is from RefSeq and is a predicted model, not a curated record. Lineage: Eukaryota; Metazoa; Arthropoda; Insecta; Hemiptera; Aphididae. Gene Ontology annotation, cellular component: nucleus; Smc5-Smc6 complex. The transcript is spliced from 8 exons.